Cucurbitaria berberidis CBS 394.84 is the source of this 738-nucleotide messenger RNA. RefSeq lists its product as uncharacterized. The transcript has 3 exons. The record is from RefSeq and is a predicted model, not a curated record. NCBI's taxonomy places the organism in Eukaryota, Fungi, Ascomycota, Dothideomycetes, Pleosporales, Cucurbitariaceae. Bases 211 to 576 code for a protein of 121 amino acids.
CCCGCGGCGUGUUUACCUAUCACGCAAGCUACCAAGACUCUUGCUGCAACCUCCAGGGCUAGAUCCUGAUUUACACAGCCUACUCAAAGAUCCAAGAUCUAUCCCCUACCGCUUCUUGCAUAAAUACCUGACCUCUUCCCACAAGCCUUCCCCCCACUCAUCAACCACUUCAAUUCAAGUCUCACAAACAACAUCAACCACACCUACACAAUGGAUUACCUCAACAAGUUCACCGGUGGAAGCAACAGCAACCAGCAGCAGACUGGCCAGACCGGCCAGAGCGUCAACGAGCAAGUCGCCAAUGACAAGAGCUCCGGCGGAGGCUUCCUAGGCGGCAUCGGUGAUAAGCUGAACUCUGCUGCUGGCGGCGGAAAGGAGAGCGAGAAGAACGAGGAUUACCUCGACAAGGGUGUCGACUACGUGCAGGAGAAGUUCCUCGGACAAGGUCCUCAGGACAACGAGUCUGCUGUCGAGCAAGCCAAGGACGAGCAGAUCUCCGACUUCAUUCGCAAGCAGUACAAGGGCACGACCGGCUCCGACAUCCCCAUCAAGGACAAGGAGACUAGGUUCGGUUAGUGUUUGAGUUUGCAAGCUGAACUCAACGCUGGUAUAGCGAUACCCAUGGGGCCGUGAGCCAAUUGGACAGGAGAUCCACUGGUCAUGAAACUACGAUUAUGACAGUCAUGAAAUAACAGAAUACAUUCCUAUACUGCCUUCCAUGUCCCUGUGUGUGCUCUU